AUGCGAGCAAGACAGAAGAAAUCCUACUGGAAGUCUGGAACUAAACAAGGUGUUCGUUCUAAACUUGUUGGGAUGGGAGGAGGUGCUGCUGUUGAGAUGAAUUUGCAACAGGCUAUGCAGCCCAAAUCUUCUGCUAAUGGUUUUGGUCGUCGGAGAGCUGAAAGGGAUUGGGGGACAAGGUUUGAGAAUAAGGUGCAAUCUGGAAAAUCACACACCAAUAGAUCGAGUAAUGCAGGUGGGUUUCCCUGGCCUGAAGUACUUGUCACUCUAGAUUAUACAUCCUGUUCUAACAAAAUUGAUAUAGGUGCAAUGGGCAAAGUUGGAGUUUACGAGAGUCCUUCGCGUGAUCGGCUAGUAUAUUUAACAACUUGUCUCAUUGGGCAUCCUGUGGAAGUCCAGCUGAAAAAUGGAUCCAUAUACUCUGGAACAUGUCACACAAUAAAUUUUGAAAAGGAAUUUUCAAUAAUUUUGAAAAUGGCUCGUGUGAUAAAGGAAAAGGACGUUUCUGUCCAAGGCCAAAAGGCAGAGUUUGUCAGCAAGGCCCCAUCAAAGACUUUGAUUUUACCUGGAAAAGAAGUUGUACAAGUUAUUGCAAAGGAUAUAUCUGUUACCAUAGAUGGGAUGUCCAAUGAGCUUCAACAUGCAAAGGAGCAAGAAAUUAUGAUUGACUCCUUUAUAUCACAAUCACGACUUGUUGAAAUGGGGAGAGAGCUUGAACCUUGGAUCCCUGAUGAAGACAAUCCACAAUGCCCUGAAUUAGAAAACAUAUUUGAUGGCCCUUGGAAUAGCUUACAUACGCUGAUGGAUGUCUUUGGGAAUUGUGUGGACAUAUUCUCUGUUGCCCCUGCUUCUUAUGUAUGGGGAUGGGAUCAAUUUGAAACAAAUGAAAUGCUCUUUGGAGUAAAAAGCACCUUUGACGAGGAACUUUAUACAACAAAGCUGGAGAGGGGUCCUCAGAUGAAAGAUUUAGAAAAGGAAGCUGGGAGGAUAGCAAGAGAGAUCGAGGGUGAGGAAACACGAGACCUUCACUUAGCAGAGGAAAGAGGCAUCCAUCUUCAUGAAAGUUUUGAUAUCGAUGAGGAGACCCGAUUCUCUUCAGUCUAUAGAGGAGGAGCCAUUGAUGAUGGUGGAUGUGAAGAACUUGAUCAUACGGUGAUAAAUUCUCAUGAUAGUGAAACUUUUGGAGGGCCUUCUUCCUGUUCCAUUAAGAAGUCUGCUGAUUUGACCCAAGCAAAAAGCAAUGAUGGGACUCGAGUCUUAUCAAGCUCUUCCUUGGAUGAGGCACAAUGUUCUCAAUCAAGCACUUGCGCAGAUCUGCUUCAUCCAGGAUCUCAUGAUCAUGCUGCACAGCUUCCAUCAGAACCCCCUACGAGAAGUUUCUCCACUUCCGACAGUGAAAGCAGGUUCCAAGACGAUCAGCAUCGUGAACAUGGAGCAGUUGCUGACAUUAAGGAGCUCGUAGAAGAGCAGAUGCUCACUGAGGAUGCUCAAUUAUCAAAAGGUGAGAAUCUCAAGCCAAUGGACAGCAAGAAAAAGGAAUCUGAUAAAGGGAGACUAUCCCCUAAUAUCACUGCUUAUGCCCCUUCAUCCCAUGUUGUUCCAAAAAAUCACGAAAAGACUAGUUCCCCUGGCCAACUGUUAGAGGUUGUGGCAUCUGUCAAAGGAGCUGGAGAAACGCUGCCAGUAAACUCUCGUGGACGACCUGGUAGUUCUACAUCAUCAAAUUCAGAUUGUGCUGGUGCCUUGGCAGCUUCUAGUGGUCCUGGUUUAUCUCCAAGCUCAUCAAUUGGUUCAUUGUCUUCUGAAAAGUCAACAUUAAAUCCCCAUGCCAAGGAAUUUAAACUUAAUCCCAAUGCCAAGAGUUUCACCCCUUCUCAAACGCCUGCUAGGCCCACUUCCCCAAUGUCAGAUGGUUCCUUCUAUUUCCAACCUAAUGUUUCUGCUGUACCACAUAUGCAUGGAAUGCCUGUGGGAAUUGGACUUGGACCUUCAUUCAAUGGGCAACAGCCUGUUAUAUUUAACCAGCAGCUGGCAACAUUGCAAACUCCGCAAGCAUAUUUGCAUCCAGGUGGACCUCAGUUCGAUAUUAUGGGAAAAAAAGAUUUGAAAUUACCUGGGAAAACUUCUAACCCUGACUUACCGACAUGCCGUUUGGUCCCUAGAAAACCUCGAAGAUGUCGUUCAAAACUUUUCCGCAGUAAGCAAUGA
Messenger RNA from Dovyalis caffra, 2208 nucleotides. NCBI's taxonomy places the organism in Eukaryota, Viridiplantae, Streptophyta, Magnoliopsida, Malpighiales, Salicaceae. The record is from the annotation of a GenBank genome assembly.